AUGGAACGACUAAUGGAAACACUGAAUUAUCCUGUAGUGGUAUAUUUGCAUGGGAAUUCAUCACAAGAAAGUCGUUGUGGGUUGUACAACGUAUUGGCUAACUUGAAUUUUCAUGUGUUAGCUUUGGAUUAUCGAGGGUAUGGUGAUUCAAAUGGUUCACCCACUGAAAGCGGUAUAAUUGAGGAUGCCGUGGAAAUUUUCAACUAUGCGAGAAGUCGUUCCGGCGGAAAUCUUGUAUUUUUAUGGGGCCACUCGCUUGGAACCGCGGUUGCUACGGCAGCUGCAAUGCAUUUGAGUGAAUCUGGUUCGCCACCUGUCGGUCUAAUUCUGGAGUCGCCAUUCAAUAAUCUUCUGGACGUUGUUACUUACCAUCCGUUUGCUGCACCGUUUCGUUGGUUGCCGUGGUUCAAUCGUACUGUGCUCCAGCCACUUCACCGAUCCGGUUUGGAUAUGAGCUCCGAUCGCCGUAUUAAGAAGUGCGUUUGCCUUCGCCUUUCCAGAAAUUGUGUGUUUUCAAAAUACUGUAAUGACUUUUCAAAAUUUGAUAAAAAGUUUGGGGUUUGAAA
This is a messenger RNA of Gongylonema pulchrum, 566 nucleotides long. Lineage: Eukaryota; Metazoa; Nematoda; Chromadorea; Rhabditida; Gongylonematidae. The record is from the annotation of a GenBank genome assembly.